Lasiosphaeria miniovina is the source of this 1785-nucleotide messenger RNA. RefSeq lists its product as uncharacterized. Lineage: Eukaryota; Fungi; Ascomycota; Sordariomycetes; Sordariales; Lasiosphaeriaceae. The coding region runs from base 106 to 1407 and encodes 433 amino acids. The transcript is spliced from 5 exons. The record is from RefSeq and is a predicted model, not a curated record.
ACGAAAGCCUCAGACCACUCGUGUGGAAGCCGAUCUCUUCCCUAAACCUUUUACCACCCCUGACUAGUUCUCUACUAUCCACUUCUCUUGCCGGGCCCUAGUUAUAUGUCCGCACGUAUGAUAUUAGAUUCCUUCCCCAUGCUCGCCGUCAUGCACAAUAGUAAUAAUGCCGAGCUCGCUAUGGCGUCGCCGCCGCUGCGCGCCAUCGACUUGUUGGGAGACGUCCACCUGGCCGCGACGACGGACGCCAGAUGCUGGACGCUGUCGGCGGAAAAAGUCAUCGACGAGCCCUUGGGCCAGGGCGACGUGGCCGCCAAGUGCGCAGCGAUAGAGUCGGCACAGCAACAGCCAUCGAGCGGUCCCACCCUUCAUCUCAUCUCGACCUGGGGCGACGCCUACAGGCCGGAAGUCUCGCUGCACAUCUCCAACAGCAACAACACCCACGGUAACGGCGACGGGCCGAGCGACUUUGGCGCGCUCAACAGCCUCCUCGGCGUCACGGCGUACACGGCCAGCGUGUACAUGACGGCCCGGCCGCUCUGCUCGUACACGCUCGAGUACGACAACACACAGGAGAACAUCACGGCGAUAACGUUCCUCGUCCGCUGCCCGCGCACCUUCCACUCGAUAAUCUGCAUCCUGCGCAUCCGCAUCUCCGACCUGAGCAGCGUCGCGCUGCUCAGCUGCACUCUACCCGACGAGCUCGCCGAGCUGCGCACGCUGUGCACGUCCAACACGUCCCUCCUGCGCGCCACACCGCUCGGCCUGCUCAGCCUGAUCCUCGACCAGCGCAGCCGGUCGUGGGAGCGCUGGGUGACGCAGGUGUGGAUCGAGAGCAACCAGAUCGAGGGCCUGACGAGGCUCGCGCCGGCCGACUGGCUGAUGAACCGGCUGCCGCCGGCGCGGUCGCGCGAGUUGGCCGCCGACCCGGACAAGCUGCUCGAGCAGCUGAGGUCCACCGACGUGCAGAUCUGCCACGGGCAGAACGUCAUGGCGUUCGCGGCGCGGUACGCGGCGUUUUGCUUCGAGAGCGUGGCGCUGGUCGAGCGCGCGCGCGCGGGCGGGGGGGUACGGCUCAAGCCGGCGGCGCGGGCGAUGUUCGAGGACCGGAUCAGGUUCAUGCAGUCAAGGUGUUGUUCCGUGCAGGAGCGCUUUGCGGAGAUGCGCGAGCGGCAUCGUGGGCAGAUUAACGUGAUGUUCAGCCUCAUCGCGCAAAAGGACAGCAAGGUGAACCGCGCCGUGGCCGGGCUGAACCUCGACGUGGCGCGCGUGGCGGCCGUCGACAGCCGCACCAUGAAGACGAUCGGCGUGCUGACGCUCGUGUUCCUGCCGUCGACGCUGGUGACGGUGAGUACCCCCUUCGUUUCUAUUAAUCCCCAGUUUCCAUGGAGCAAAUGGGGGAUAUAGCAUGAAACUUACUUGCUGUGGUGUGGGCUAGUCGCUGUGGCAGGCCAACGUGUUUCACCUCGACGACGGCGUCAACGCAAAGGUGUACGCGGCAGUCACCGUGGCCGUGACCGCCGGUGUCUUCUUCUGCUGGUGGCUCUACAUGCGCUACUCGCACAGGCCGCUGAGCAAGUACGAGAACGGAUUGGGCGGCGGGGUCUUGACUGCCGUGUAAACAGGUCGCGGCUGCCGAGAGGACUCUAAAUACCUCAGGACGGAGAGUUGGGUAUGAAUGGGAGGUUUGGGUUUGGCCUUGAUUGUUGAGAGCCGUGUUUUGGAAGGAGGCAUAGGACCAUGAGAGGGUGUCAUGUGUAAUUAGGUAAAUAUUUCUUCAACCAG